Messenger RNA from Pelagomonas calceolata, 1415 nucleotides. Lineage: Eukaryota; Pelagophyceae; Pelagomonadales; Pelagomonadaceae. The record is from the annotation of a GenBank genome assembly.
CCACACUCUGAUUGAGGUGUGCGUCCGUGCUUGACGCAGUGAUCGUCUGAGACCGCUGCGAGCUUGCAUUUGAAGCGUCGCAGUAAUAUCUCUCACCACGCAAAAGUUCAUUGCAAACAAACACUCGCAUCACACUGUGCAAGCAGUGGUCAGCAAGAAAGCGCAGAGCACCCACGCGCGGCGCGACCAAAACGCGGCCGGCGCAACAGUAACGCGCGGUAAGCAGUGCAGUCUUCAACCAUGGCAAAAAUGCGCACCGUCCUGCUGCUGCUCGUCAGCGCGAACGCCCUCGAGCGCCCCAAGCCCAAGGCGACAAUAAGAACGACAAAAGCCGACGUCGAGGCCGUCGCCAUCACAGAAGCGCUGCAGAACAUCAAGCUGAAAGUCACGGGCGGCGCCACGACGGGACUCGCCCAUAGAUUGGAGGUCGGCGCGUUCUUCGGCGGCUGGUAUGCGCUAAACAUCUACUACAACAUCAUCAAUAAAAAAGUGCUGAAGACCGUGGGACUGCCCUGGUUGGUUUCGUGGGCCCAACUCGUAAUUGGAGCGUUGUACGCUAUGGUAGGAUGGACCAUCGGCCGCCCAGAACCUUCAUCGGUAAGCGCAGCGGUGAAAGACGCCUGGCCCGUCGCGGUCGCACAUUGCGGCCAGCAGGUCACGACCGUCAUCUCGCUGGGUGCCGGCGCGGUGUCCAUGACGCACGUCGUCAAGGCCCUGGAACCGCUCUUCUCCGCUGCUGUGAAUGCCGUUGUGCGAGGCGAAAUCCUGCCGCUGCCGGUCUAUGCCGCUUUAGUGCCAGUGGUCGGCGGCGUCGCCGUGGCCAUCGCCACCGAUUUAUCGUUCAAUCCUUUAUCAUUUAGUGCGGCGAUGACCUCGAACCUGUUCUCCGGUCUCAGGGCCGUGCUCUCGAAGGCUAAUUUGGAACGAACGAAGCAGACGGCUCCGGAACUAUUUGGAGCGGCGACGAUCGGCGCCGCUUGUAUAUUAGCGCCGCUGGCCUUUGUGGUCGAGGGCUCGAAGCUUUCUGUGUUGGACGACCUCGAUACGAACCGGGUCGCGCUGCAGGUCGCGCUGUCGGGCCUAUUUCACUGUGCUUUUCGGUGUCCUGGGUCCUUCCUUCAACGUGCGCUUAUACGCCAUCGACGCGGCUCGUCGCUCGCACCGCGGCGACGGCGCGGGGGUCGGACGCGACUCGUGUCCGCGCAGACCUCAACAACGAGGUCAUGUACAUGUGCUUGGCAAGAGUGAAUCCCGUCACGCUAGCGGUCGGCAACACGGUCAAGCGCGUCGUGAUCAUCGCCGCGGCCAUGGUCGUGCUCGGCGAGGCCAUGGAGCCCGUGGCCAUGGUUGGGACCACCGUCGCCAUCGCGGGCGUGCUGCUCUACUCGAUCCUGAAGCAGCGGCUCGCCUAGGGU